UUGUCGGUCAAGUGGGCCUGGGCGGCUUCUCUGCGGAAGGGAGCGGGAGGCGCGAAGCCUCCACGCCAAGACCUGCUCCUCCUUCCUUCCCUCCCUCCCUCUCUGUCUGUCUGUCGUCGGGGCGAGUGGGUGGGCCAUGUCCACGGGCUCCUUGAGCGACGCCGAGGAGAUGCCGGAGAUGGAGCUGCGAGGGAUGCAGCUGGGCUUCCCGGGGCUCCCCCGCCCCAAGAGGCGUCCCCGCGGCCAUUCCUCCGCUGCCGAGGAAGAAGAAGAAGAAGAGGAGGAGGAGGAAGACGAGGAUGAAGAGGAGGCAGUGGUGGUGGCCGGCAAGAAGAAGCGAGCCAAGGGAGCGGGGCUGGGAGGAGGAGGAGGAGGAGGGAAAAGGCAGCUUCCUCCGCUGUCGUCGAGGGGCAGCAGCGGCGGGAGCAGCGCGUCGGCGGAGUGCAAGCAGUCUCAGCGCAACGCGGCCAACGCGCGGGAGCGGGCGCGGAUGCGGGUGCUGAGCAAGGCCUUCUCGCGCCUCAAGACCAGCCUGCCCUGGGUGCCGCCGGACACCAAGCUCUCCAAGCUCGACACCCUGCGCCUGGCCUCCAGCUACAUCGCCCACCUCCGACAGCUGCUCCAGGAGGACCGCUACGACAAGGCCGGAUACGUCCACCCCGUCAGCCUGACCUGGCCAUUUAUGGUUUCUGGAAGACCAGAAUCGGACGCCAAAGAGGUUUCAGCAGCCAACAGAUUAUGUGGAACUACAGCUUAGUUCCAGUGAGCAGUGCUCUUGCUGGAUAUGACUACAAAACCCACUGACUUCUGUGGACUGAAAGAAACUGAAACAAAGGAGCCAACUCUUCUUGUUAACUUACAAUGAAAAAUACACCCAAAACAGAUAACAGAGGAGGAAAUAAGAGUUCACUGAACAUCCUGCUUCAGCUAAAGUGGUGGGUUUGGAAUGAUCUUUCUCAGCAUUAUUAUCUGAAGAAAAACUUUAAGGCAUUUUGACUAACAGAAGAUAUAGAGGAGGAUAACUUUGAUAGAAUUAACAGCAUGGACCAAAUUAUAGAUUGUAUGAGAUAAUCCCAAACAGUGUUAUUUGUAUACCAGAGGAAAGCGGUAUUCUAGAUUAGUGUUCAGACUCAAAUUUUAUAAUAUAUUUGACCUUAUAUUCUUGGCAGCUAUGCAAUAAUAAGACUACUUCUGUCAUUCUAGCCAACUUUUAAAAACUGAAGAUGACAAGAUGCUUUUUAAAGAUUUAAAUGGAUUAAAUUAAAUUACUUGGAUUUAACAUAGGCAUUUUUUUUAUCAAUGGUGGUACUAAAUUUGCUUAGAAGAAAAAAAAAAUGUCAGAAGCCCUUGAGUGGGUUAUGGAUCAGUGAUAGAAAAAAAAAUCACUUUUUGGACUAAGACAGUGCAUCAUAUUUUUGUAUCGAAGAUAAUGCUACAGAAUACUGUCAUUUGAAGAAUUGCAUUCUGUGAAAAAUGUAAUGAUGACUUAACUUGAAGCAGGAAGCUUGUUUACUUAAGACCAGGGUUGAUAUGUUUGAUUAAAAAUGGCCUGAGACCAAAUGCAACCCAAAUGUAUUUCUCCCAUGUCUUUUAGCUCUAUGGAGUAGUAACCGUUAUAUUGUUCCGAUUGUGAAUGGUGUUACAAUCAAUAUUUCAAAUGUAAAUAAUUUUUAUUUUUAUACAUGGCAUUAAAAGCUUUACUUACAA
Messenger RNA from Anolis carolinensis (green anole), 1707 nucleotides. RefSeq names its product musculin (gene msc). Gene Ontology annotation, biological process: skeletal muscle tissue development; regulation of transcription by RNA polymerase II. NCBI's taxonomy places the organism in Eukaryota, Metazoa, Chordata, Lepidosauria, Squamata, Anolidae. The transcript has 2 exons. Gene Ontology annotation, molecular function: DNA-binding transcription factor activity, RNA polymerase II-specific; RNA polymerase II transcription regulatory region sequence-specific DNA binding; protein dimerization activity. Bases 137 to 757 code for a protein of 206 amino acids. The record is from RefSeq and is a predicted model, not a curated record.